AACAAUUCCGCGGCACUUGUGACCCAUGACGCUCCUUCCAAUGGAAAAUGGGGAAGGCAUUCUUUGCGCAUUAAAGUGUAUGGUCUUCAUUUAUUAAACCCAAAAAUCAUAGGUUUUGAGCAGGAAAAGCCUCUGUCUAUACCAUCAAUUCUCGAAGAUUACAUCAAACAGAUAUCCAGAAAUGGACAAACAAGGCUUCCUUGGAUAUAUGUAAAACCAUUGCUACUACAUAAGUACAACAAAGUGGUCGACUCAUUCAUAUCGGAAGGGAGUGGUUUAGAUUACUCAAUGUUAGCUACCCCACCUCACUUAAGUGAACUUCGGCAGCGAGUGUUCAAUACUCUCAAAAGACUUGAUGGAAUACCUUUUACUAUUCAGAGAAUUUGCGAACUAUUUGAUAGUCCUACUCGUCACUACCAAAGAGUGGAUAAGUUCCUGAGAGGACUAGAGAAGGUUUGUAUGGUGGUAUCCACAGUAGAUCCUUAUGGAAACAAAAUUCACCAAGAAGAUCCCAGGUUCCCAAGUCAUGCUGGCUUGGAUGACUGUGGGUUAUUAAUAGAGGGUUCUAUUACUUCACCACCCACCUCUCCACCUCCUGAGAAUCCUCAAGUACACCAUAUUUCCAAGUCCUCGGAUGAAGAGGUUACUGAAGAAGAUGACGAAGGUGAGGAUAAUAGUAGUGAUGGGAGUGAUGAACGACAAUCACCAAAAGCUGAUCAUAGUAUGAAUCCAAAUCCAUUAAUGAACAACUCUUGUGCAAGUUCGUGGCUUUUCAAAGCACAAAAUUCAUUGAAUCUUCCACACACUCCUCCAAUGCCGUUUCGUAGUUCUGUUUCCAAAACCAGGUUGGCUGACCAGUCUUUAACAAGUGCUCCUUUACUCAGUGGUUUGUGUGGUAAUCUUCUCUCUGCAUACUCGAAUAAUGACGAAGAUUACGACCAACUUAAUCGAUCGUCAGAAAACAAACAUACUGAUUCUAAUACCCAAGUUAAUUCCGAUCACUUAUCGUCUGUUGGAUCUAGCUUCUGCUCUGAGUCGUCUGAGUGUUUACAUGCUCUACCUGUAGAAUCUAACCUACAAGAAAAACCAUCAGAUGCUUCACAUAAACUCUCUUCAGUUGUACAAGAUGAAAUACAAGAUAAUUCUCUUCCAUGGAAUGAGGCGACUAAAAUGCCAAUCGUCAACUCAGAAACAUUGGAAGACACGAUAGAUCAGUGUGAUAAACCAGAUGAAGUAUCUAGCAGUGUUAUUAAACCUUCAGUUUCCAAUGUAAACCGAAAUGAUUCGCCUUCCAGAAGAUUAGAGCUCGACACAACUGGAGAUGAAAGUGGUUUGGCUGGUUGUCAAGUUCUGAGACCUAUUGGUCAACUUGAAGCAUUUGUACAAAAUUUAAAUUCUGAAGUUUCUAGCUCAGUAACGUCUGUACCAUUGCACAGUGGGUCUCCAAAAUCCACAAGCGACCCAUCUGCUCAUUUGAGUUGUGUAUCAUCUAUGGAGGACCUAAAUCAUCAGGGAUCAAUUACUUCAUCUAACUCACUCUUACCUGUUUUGGUUGGGGUUAGACGUCCCCGUUCACCAGGAAUGGAUUCUAGUGGUAGUGAUCCUAAUGUUUCAACAAGCAAAGAUGCAGAUUUGUCGGAAAGUCCCGCCAAAAGACGUAGACUUCCGUCUUCAGAUUUAACUGAAACGGUAGAAUCUAGUACAGAUUCAUUAGUUGGCAUUAGUUUCCAGAUUGUGACUUCAUCAUCUUUGGCACUGAAUGAUUCUCCUCCCAUUAUUAUGUGUAAUCCUACGAAUCAAACUCGUGAUAUGGAUUCUGGUGAAUGCAUUUUCGAAGUCUCAGAAAAUCCUAGUUCUGGUCAGUCUGUAGUCGAUCCAAUCUCAGCUAGUGAUAACAUAUCUAACUUACAUGAAGUAGUGAACAUUAGUUUCGCACAAAAUUCUGAGUCAAGUUCAGAAUCUGUAGAAGGAAGUGAGACAGUUUUGAUAAACAAUGAUAAUAUUGGUCUAUCAACUGUAAACUUGUCGAAUAUUAAUUCGGAAACCGGAGAGGAAGAGUCAUAACAUCUCUUUUUUAAUCAUAACUACCAAUGUUUUCUAGAAAAAUAUUGUGGUUUCAAGAAAUUUCAUAAAAAUACUUUUUAAGUGUAUAUCAUAUUACUUUUAUUAUCGUUGUAAAAUUUUUGAACCUGCUUGCUGUUUUCAGAUUUUCUGAUUGUAAUCGUUAUUUUCAAUAUUAUUUCGUUAGUCAAGCUUAAUGCAGUGUACUAUUCGUAACUAUAUGUCAGUCUUUAAAAUUGAUAGAGGGCAAUCUCAUUUAUCGGUUAUUUUGGUGUUUUAAGUGGCUUAUUUUGUUUCUCAUUGUAAAUCUCACUCUUAAACAACUUGCAUCGUUUAGUUUCGAGACGAAAGAUGUUAUCAUUUGACAAUUUGAAUCUUAUUUUACUUUUUGCCGACAGUCAAUUUAAUAACAUUUUAUCACACAAAUUAAAGAGUUCCUGUCAGAACUGUAAGGGUGUACAAGUUUUAUAAUAAAAAAAGUGCUAGGUUAUUGUC
Molecule: messenger RNA, 2556 nt
Organism: Schistosoma intercalatum
Lineage: Eukaryota; Metazoa; Platyhelminthes; Trematoda; Strigeidida; Schistosomatidae
Source: the annotation of a GenBank genome assembly